Molecule: messenger RNA, 2113 nt
Organism: Juglans microcarpa x Juglans regia
Lineage: Eukaryota; Viridiplantae; Streptophyta; Magnoliopsida; Fagales; Juglandaceae
Product: DEAD-box ATP-dependent RNA helicase 22
Cellular component (GO): chloroplast
Molecular function (GO): RNA binding; RNA helicase activity; ATP binding
Source: RefSeq, a predicted model, not a curated record
AACGUUUAUCUUCACGCUUGUUGGGAAGCCUUAAACCCUAAACCCCCGACCCGUAGUUUCCUCUGCUUUCGUCCCCAAAACCCCAAGCAACAUUCAACAAUUGGAACCCACCAGAAAGUAGUCGUUUUCCACCUCCAAUCCCACCCCCACCGCACCAUUGAAGAAAACCAAUGCUUCUAUAUCGCUCAGCUUCAUUUUUUCAUUUCUACGAGCUGUCAUCUCCACCCAAAUUCCUUUCCCAAUUCAAACGCUCUUUCUCAUUUCGCUCUAAUGUUUCAUGCCCUUCUUCUUCUCCUUUGCAUUUUUCGCUGAAAGAACUGCGCUGUGGACGAGCAAGGGCUUUUGCAACUGCAGCCGCCGUCGUUUCACAAAGAAAGGGCAGUGAUACAUUUUUCGCGGACGAGGACGUUUCAUGGACGUCCCUCGGCAUUUCCGAAAAGCUUUCUCGGGCUCUCUAUACUGCUGGCAUCGACAGGCCGUCUCUGGUUCAGGCUGCUUGCGUACCAGCUAUACUUUCGGAAAAGGAUGUGGUUCUGGCUGCUGAGACUGGUAGUGGUAAAACGUAUGGAUAUUUGACUCCCCUAAUGGAUAGGCUGCGCACUGCCCGUGAUGAUUUUGCAAAUACAGUUUCUGAUCAAGAUUUGGCUCAAUCCCAAAGACUCUGUCUUGUUCUUUGCCCCAAUGUGCUGCUUUGUGAGCAAGUGGUUCGAAUGGCUAAUUGUCUUUGUGGUGAUGAUGGUGAACCACUUCUCAAAGUUGCAGCUGUCUGUGGUCGACAGGGAUGGCCAGUUAAUGCGCCUGACAUUAUUGUGUACCCAGCUGCUCUUCUGAAUAAUAUUGACCCAGACAAACCCCGUCGGCUGGAGUUUCUGCGUUGUGUAAAAUUUGUGGUGUUUGAUGAAGCAGACAUGCUUCUCUGUGGGGGCUUCCAGAAUAAAGUUCUUCGUCUGAUAAACAUGCUCCGCUUCGAUGAAAAGCUAUUGUCUAGGUCAAACAAAUCUGUAUCUGAGUGGCCAAUGGAACUGGAAUCUGAAUCCUUAUCAAACUUCACUUUAGAUGAUAAGAAAGACCUAAAAACCGAAAUCAUAUCAGAAGUUGAAGAUGAUUCUGAGGAUGUUGAUGUUGACAAUGUAGUAGAGGAUGUUGAUGUUGAUAACAUAGUAGAGGAUGCUGAUGUUGAAAACUUAGUAGAGGAUGUUGAAAAUGUGUCAAUUAAAAGAAAAGACUGGAGGAGAGUGAGGAAAUAUUAUGAGCGCAGUAAACAGUACAUUUUUGUUGCAGCCACCCUUCCAGUGAAUGGAAAGAAAACUGCUGGGGCAGUGUUGAAACAUAUGUUUCCAAAUGCCAAUUGGGUUAGUGGAACGUAUCUUCAUUGUCACAACCCCAGAUUGAAGCAGAGGUGGAUUCAAGUUACACUUGAGACUCAGGUGGAUGAACUCAUAAAGGCCGUCAAAUCUAAAGAUGGUGAAUGCCGAACCAUGGUCUUUGCAAACACUGUUGAGGCCGUUGAAGCAGUGGCAAAUGUAUUGCUGAAAGCUGGGAUCGAGUGUUACCGUUACCAUAAGGAUUUUUCCUUGGAGGAGCGUACUCAGACAUUAGCUGAUUUCCAAGGAAAAGGUGGCAUUCUUGUGUGCACUGAUGCUGCUGCACGUGGUGUUGACAUACCAAACGUGUCACAUGUUAUUCAGGCAGACUUUGCUACUUCUGCCGUAGAUUUCCUGCAUAGGGUUGGUCGCACUGCUAGAGCUGGUCAAUUUGGACUUGUCACUAGCCUGUACACUGAUUCCAACCAGGAUCUUGUUGCUGCAGUUCGUCAAGCAUGGGAGCUUGGUCAGCCUGUGGAGACAGCAUUUAGCAGGAAAAGAAGCUUCCGCAACAAACUUAAGAAAAGAGGUUUGGGCAAAGAACAUAGACUUGUCAAUAGUUGAAGAGAGUAUGUUUUGACAUAAAGCUACUAGAUUGUGAGGAACUUGGUACGGAAAGAUGAAUAACUUGUAUUUAUUUAUUCCACAUAAUCCUAGCGAUCGAUGUAAAUGAUAUGGUAUUGAUCCGUUUGAAUUAUACUUUCUUCUUAAUAUAUACAUGCCUGCAAGUAGAGGGGUCUCAAGACAAA